GCGGCAGAACCGCGUCCGCUCUCUUGGCGUCCGUUCAGUCGACGGUGGAUACGGACGCGUUCGAAACCUGGUUUCUCACUGUCCGGCCAGCUCGCGGCGUUCGACCGUUGAAAUUUUAAAAUUCCAUCGACAGGUACGGCCCUUUCCAACUGGAAUAAUUCACGUGCUGUGUUUUGAGUGAAGUGGCACCGUUUUUUCGGUCGAAGAGUUCAAAAUGAGAGUCGUGGGAGUCCUGAUACUCGUCGUGGUCAUGGUGUGCGGACAACAAUACGGCGACCCACCCUACGACAAUAACAACAACAAUCAGCAGUUCGGCAACAAUCCCCAGUACGGAAAUGAUCGUCAAUACGACCGGAAUCGUCCGUAUGACGGUGACCGUCGUUAUGACAGCGACCGUCGGAAUGACGGCGGACGACCAUACGAUCCCAGUAGGCCGUACGACGGCAACAGGCAGUAUGAUUCGAACAACAACUCGCAAUACGGCAACAAUAGGCAAUACGAUAACAAUAACCCACAGUAUGGCUCUAACCGACAGUAUGACAACAACAGUCAAUACGGCGGAAACAAUCAAAAUUACGGCACCAACAGACAGUACGACAACAAUCAGCAAUACAACGGCCAGAACAAUAAUCAGCAGUUCAGUGACAACAACAGACAAUUCGGAAACAAUCCGCAAUUUGGAAACGGCGGACAGUAUGGCAACACUCAGUAUGACACGCAGCAGUAUGGCAGCAGCAACAGCCAGGAUGGUUGUUGCGAUGAAUACUGUUACACCGCCGAUCCAGAUCCGUACAUUCAGUUCGCGUCUAAAACUGCUUAUGACACCUUGGACAAAAGGAACGGUCUCCAGCACAAUGUUCCAGAUUGCACCCCAAUUCAGUUUUGGUCGCUGAAUAGACAUGGAACCAGACUUCCUGGAAGAAGACGCAUCGACAGUUUGCGUAACUUGUUGAGAAUUCGUGAUGAAAUAAUUAAGAAUCAUGAACAGCGACGAUCUUACCCAGACAAAGGUCGUUUGUGCCCUAGAGAUUAUGAUUUGAUAAAGAGAUGGCAAUGGAAUGAUACAGUUAAUGACGCAAAAGCGAAUAGUCUCACAAGUGAGGGUAUUAACGAAUUGAAGCUCUUAGCUGCGAGAUGGAAGGCUAAAUAUCCACAGAUCCUCAAUGAACCGUACUCUGAAAGAGCUUACUAUUUCCAAUAUACUGAUACAGACAGGACCCAUGACAGUUAUCAGGCAUUCAUUGAAGGAUUAUUUGGAAGUGAUGCUUACAGGGUUCAUGCAAACACAUUUUUAGACGAUAGACUUAUAAAGACUUACAAAAACUGCAACGCAUGGGAGAACCAAGUGGACAACAAUCCAAUGACAUAUUCCGAACACAAAGCAUUCACUCAAAGACGGGAGUAUACAGAAAUGGUACACAAUAUUUUCAGAAGAUUAGGUUUUAGAUAUACCUUGAACGCUAGCAUUAUCGACGACAUGUACGACAUGUGCCGGUAUGAGAAAGCGUGGAAUGUACAACGAUCAUCCCCUUGGUGUGUCGCCUUCAACAAGGAACAGCUCAAAAUGCUCGAAUACGGCGAAGAUCUCAUGAGUUUCUAUAAAGAAGGUUAUGGCAACGAGUUGAACAGGAAAGUUGGAUGCCCACCGCUGAAGGACUGGUAUGAACGUUUUCAGAAAACUGUAAACGGUGAAUCUGAUGGAAACAAGGCUACUUUCCUCUUCACACACUCUCAAACUAUCGCCUCAACUUUGACAGCAAUGGGAAUAGCCAGGGAUAAUCUACCUCUAAAAGCCGACAAUUAUUACCAACAAUCCAGAAGACACUGGAGGGAAUCGCAAAUAACUCCAUUCGCCGCUAAUCUCGUUGCAGUACUUUAUCAAUGCAGAUCCAGCGAACGAUACAAGGUGAUGUUCUUCUUGAACGAACAGCCCGUUGAAUUCCCGGAGUGUCAAGUUGGUCUCUGCAGUUGGGAUACGAUUGUACAAAAGUACAGAGACACCGUCGAUAGGUGCAAUGUGAACUUCUGCGACGGAAACUCCGCCACCAAAAUAUACAGUUCGUAUAUGUCGUAUGUGGCUUUAGCUAUUGGAUACAUGCUUUUUGCCAGGCUGUAGAUUUGUGCCAGUGACUGUAUUAUCGAGUGAAUCGUGCUUAUUUAAUACAUCUAUUUAAUAAACUUAUGGAUUUAAAGAUAGAAAUAUGCACCAAUGUAUCAUAAGUGGGAUCAAAUGGACACCAACAAGUAAAGUUUUCAUUAUCAAUAUCAUCUUUUUGGUAACCAAUAUUUGAUCCUAACAAAUCUGUACAAAUAGAUUUCAUUUAUUAUAGUUGUCAUAAGUUGAUUAUCAUAACAAGUGUUCUACAUUAAGUAAAUUAUAGUUAAUAGAAAAUGUAAUGCUAACACAAUAAGUAAAAAUUAAAUUAAAACCAGUUGUUUUCAGUUUUAUAUUAAUUUAUAAUGAAAUUAUUUUAUUUUGUAUACUUUUUUAUAUAUUGUAAUAACGUGUGUCUCAUAGCAUAGCAUAUUGUAGAAUUAAUCUUUUAGAUUUUUAGAUAUUUUCCGUCCAUAUUUUAGUUUAUGUUUGACUUGUUGUUAAUUUAUAUGGAUUUUUUAUUAAAUGUGAAGAAUUUAAGAUGUGUGACUUAUGUUACCUUUUUUAAUAAAAUCAAUGUUAUUUUAA
Messenger RNA from Aethina tumida (small hive beetle), 2683 nucleotides. RefSeq names its product multiple inositol polyphosphate phosphatase 1. The coding region runs from base 215 to 2116 and encodes 633 amino acids. The record is from RefSeq and is a predicted model, not a curated record. NCBI's taxonomy places the organism in Eukaryota, Metazoa, Arthropoda, Insecta, Coleoptera, Nitidulidae. Gene Ontology annotation, molecular function: acid phosphatase activity; inositol phosphate phosphatase activity. The transcript is spliced from 8 exons.